Porites lobata is the source of this 10783-nucleotide messenger RNA. The record is from the annotation of a GenBank genome assembly. Lineage: Eukaryota; Metazoa; Cnidaria; Anthozoa; Scleractinia; Poritidae.
CCCCAUCACUGAAAACAAAAUGGCGUCUGUCUCCCGAGCGAUAGUAAGUUACAUUUUCAGAGUUCGCCAAUGUACUAGUAUCUCCAAGUGAAUUUCAAGUGUUUCUUCUUUUGCUGGUAGAUCUCGGCAUUCAUUUGUACCGGGCAUGAAAAUUGCAUAACAAGGCCGGGGUAGAAACUGACCAAUCACAAUCGAUGUUUACCUCUGCGGCUCCGAGACACUGCUGACCGAAGUUACGUCAUAGCAAUCACAUUUGAUUGAAAUUACUCCUCAAAGUAUUUCGCGAUUUCAUCCUGCGUCUAGGAAGGUGUAGAGUACAGCUGUUCGAUGAUCUUUCCCAGCCAAAAAUUAUGGAAUGGGAAGCUGAAGCGGAAAUGAAGAAAGGAAACUUCCCCAAAGCCCGCGAAAUGUUUGAAAGCCUGCUUGGAAAACGGAGUUGCAAGUCGAAGGAAAAAUCUUACCUGCUGGGGAAAGCGGAUACUUUGGCGUUGGAAGGACGAUUAUCUGAUGCCUUACCCGUUUAUUGUGAAGCUUUUAAAAGAGGGACAAUUCAACCAGAUCGGUUGCUCCGCUUUAUAACAGGACUCAUUAAGGUCAUAACGAUAGAAAAUAAUAGUUCUUUCGAUAACGAGGACACCACCAUUUUACAAUGUGGCAUUUGUACAGGAGUUCUUUACGAACCCGUCACCGUUUCGUGCGGUCACUCAUUCUGUAAAUUGUGCUUAGAAAAGCAAGAAGCGAAAAAAUGCAGUCACUGCGAAAAACCAUUCUCUAGUGGUGCUUUUAGGAUAAAUGUUAUCUUGCAAGACAUACUCGAGAAGUCGUUCCAGGGAGUAUUGGAAGCCACUCGCUUGAGGUUCGAAGGAAACCAACUGCAUAAAAGAAAACAAAGUCUGCAAGCGAUCGACAAAUACAAAGAAGCAGAAAAAUUGAGUAAGUAUCUCCGAGUUUUGAUUUGUGCCGAUGUGUACCAGUGCAUGAACCCAGAAUUUCAUGCUGUUGUUCUUCGUUGCCGUCGAUGGCAGAGUUCAUAGUUACGUAACUACAAGAGUACACAGAUCUCAUUUUAAGAAUACUUUAACAAUCUAUUGUAGUAUUCCAGUAGACACAGAGGUACUGUUCCACCGUUCCUAUGUGUGAAGACGAGGAAUACAGACAAUUUUCGUUUUUUUUUUCACCCAGGAUGCUGAAAACGAGAGCCGGCUGAUCAAGUUUCGAAUAAAAUUAUUACGCGCGAUAUUUUUAAAAUUUCUUCGGCUACACCAGACUGUGAUCUCCAGCGAUGACCUUUGUUGAACAUUUGAGCUUUUUAAAUUUUUGAAGGUUGUUGGGGUUCAUUGUUAUAAAAAGUGAACCUGGCUUUCUGAGUUCAAGACUGAUAAAUUCUGUGAUGUUCUUGUCUGACUCUGAAGGUUACGUAAUAUCGAAGUUGUUCAUAUCAUGUUUCGACCCUUAAAUUUAUUUCCGCAAUUAAAGGGUCAUAGUUCUGCUGGCUUUUUCCCCCCAGGCAUCCUAUUUUUUCAUUAUUAUUAAUCAUUCACUCCUCGACCGUGAGUAGAAUAAAAUUAACAUGGGAAUAUAGAACAGCUAGCUUAAUUAUGUCCUCAGGCUGCUAAUAAUUUGUAUAGCCUAAUUAAUAAGAAGUUAUGCUUCUCGGAAAUAGUUGCAGUGCCUUGGGGAAAGCUGUUUUAAAAAAAAACAGUGUUAGCAUAACACUGUUAUUCCUGCGGUCACAGAUGCUAUUCUAGAGAAUAGUUCCUUUCAAAUUUCACCCACAAAUGCAUUUACUUCUUGUUCGCCACGGGAAUUGAACAAACAAAAUGAGGCACAAUAUUAAAGUCUCUCAGAGAGUAAACACCCAGCUGUACAGUAAAUUCUGUCUGCCAAAAAUAUUUUGCUAUCAUCUCAGGGAUCAAAGCUGUGGCAUCUAAAGUUUCAGCUAUAACUACAUGCAUGUACAUGUAUUGUUAACCCUGAUGUGAACCAAACUGCUGCUCAAAUUUUAACGUAAAAAUCUGAUCCGGGUGAUGGCUAAAUGGUUUGUUUGAGCUCUAUUUGUUGUUGAAAGAACAAUUAAUGAAUUGAUUUAGCUAAAAGUGGUCUUACUUUUAGGGCCAUCCUAAACCAGUUAUCUCUUUGAACCUUAAUAGUGACUGGUAUCAAAUUUCUCCAAACAAUAUCACUGCCAGAUCAAAUAUACAGGGAAAGAGAGUGAGUGGAAUGAUCAGUACUGAUGAAAUGUCUUGAUGAUUGAACUAAUUCUCUCAAACAGUCCAUUAAGGAAACAUAUGGAGAGCAGUGAGGAGAAUAUACAUGUUAAUAUCAGUGCUUAAAGGGUUAUAAAUAUUCUUGAAAGGAAUGUAAAGAACUGUAGGAGAAUUUUGAGCUGUUUAUCUAAGGUGCUGAUCUGUGGCAGCCAGUUUGGCAACAAAUUCGUAGUCAGCAUGGAUACCAAAGGGCCUUACACUGAGACUUUUAGUAAUAAAAAGGUUGUAGAAUGUCAGGAAAAAAAACAUCAAAAUAUUGAAGUCAAACACAAAAAAUUAAUGUUUUGUUCCAGUUAAAGGGUUAAUCUCGUAUAGGGGGUAGGGCAGGAAAGUGUCUCAGAGACCAAGAAGCUAAAGUUUGCUGUUUCUCGCAGAUAAAUCAGACCAUCUUAUUCAAAGUAACCUUGCCUGUGUUUUGCUCUCCUUGGGGAAUUUUGAAGAAGCCCUUGCUAGAGCCAGCAAGACUUGUGAACUCCAACCUGCUUGGCCAAAGGUGGGAAUUAAACUUAUUCUUGACAUAAUAAUGGUGUACAGACACAGCUGCCAAUAGCCAAUCAGACUGGAUAGUGUUGUUGUUAAUAUAUAGAUUUAGGCGGAGCUCAAAGCAAAGCACCCAUUGAUGUAUUAAGAAUUUACGUCAGACGAUAAAGUUGGUCAAUGUUAGAACCAGUGCAAAGAAAUCCACAAAUCUAUACUUGACUUUUGGGGAGGACCAUAUGACUUUUGAGGACAAGCUGAACCGGCAAUCAAUUAAAAGCAAAUAUCUGGUCAGCAGAAAACCUCAAAAAAAUACUUGAUGAAUUGGCUCCUAAGCCAACAAUACAGGCCUGUGAUUCUGGUCAGUGGAUACCCUGUUUUGACAGCUGUCAAUUUACCAAAAUAUGAAUGUCUAUUAUCAAGUUACACACAAGUUACAGGCUCCCAUAAUAGCUGGAAAUGUGACAUUUCACACUGGUUUCCUGGUGGUGCAGACGGACAGGGAGGUAGACAGACUUACAUUGUACAGUCAUGUGACUACCAAAAUUUCUUGAAUGCAUAGAUAACGAAAUUUCUUACCUAUGGUGCUUUGAGCAUGCGAGAGCUCCACUAUUAUCAUAAUUGACUCCUUGAUCCUUGACCUAUUUGUUGGCUAGGGAUAUUACAGGAAAGGCUGUGCCUUGGUGGGUCUUAACAAAAAGACAGAAGCAGCUGUUGCAUUCUUGCACUGCCUUGCAAGAGAUCCAGGCAACAAAGGAGUAGAAAAAUCACUGGCCAAGGUAGGAACAUUUUUUUAUCUUGAAUAUCUAUUGUAUACUGUAAAAUGUCAAGUGUUUUUCCAGAAGAUAUGCAUGCUCCCUUCUCCACCCCCCUCACAAUCACUACCAUUGAGAAUUUUCUCUACCCCUCUGGAAAUCCCACUUUAGUCUGAUCUCUUCCACAAACCUAUGUGUUUGGUGUGUUCUUCUGGAGAGACUCACUCUGUUGAUAAUUAGUGAUCACUUCAUAAAAGAGACCCCAAAAUUGCAGCAUUUUUGUACUGGUGGCAGGUCACUUGAAGAAGAUCCAAUGGUGUAUUUAUAAUAAUAUGGUACCAACUCUAUAAGUUAAGAACAUUUUCAGUGUUCUUACCAUAGAAUAUUUUCUGUUACUUAUGUAGCUUAUACAUGAGCUAAUCAUGGAAGCUAUUCCCCGUUCCAGUUCAAAAGGGGACCAUCAUGGCCACGGUGCAAGUGACGACACAGAUCCAAUUCUUCACAGAUUAAAAAGUCUUCUUAAUCAUGUAGAGCAAAGUAAAAUGGGCCUUACUGUGCAUGGAGGUAAGACCUUACAUUGGUGGAUAACGAGAAUUAUAAUAAUAAAUAACUAAUUAAAGGCACCCCAACAAUAUUUUGUUAAAAUAAUAAGCAAACACCAACGCUUAGAUAAGCGCCCAACCACCAUAAAUCAAACAGCCCCCGUUCUUAAAUGUGCCCCAUCCCCUCCUUGUCACUUUUUUGAAAUAAUAUGGAUACAAGACAAAUGCAAUGAUAUGCAUGUGAUGAUGAUGAUGAUGAUGAUGAUCUCAAGGAUGAUGAGAAAUCACAAUUUUUUACAAACAUACAUACUGGUACAUUAGUGGAUAACAUGUAUAGAAGAACUAAGCUACGCUUGAUUACCAGUCACUGUUUAAAUGAACGCAGAAUAUUGACUUUACAUUUAGGUUGGUAAUGUUCUCUUUUGUUUUCUAUUUUAAAAAAUAAUUGCUAAAAUAAAAUUACAGGUCAUUGAAAGAAAAACUUAAUAAGCAACCCUUGAUUAAAUGCUUUCCUAUCAAUAAGUGCCCCUCCUUUUCGCUGAAAUUUUGCUUAUUCGAGGUAAUAUGGUAACUACAAACCCCUAUGGCUAUUAUAACCUUUCAGAAGCUAAUGAUAGCUGUGAAGAUGAACCUGAUAUCAAGAAAUUAAGACUUGGCAAGCAAUGUUCUGUGGACGAUCUAGAAUGUACACUGUGCUGUAGGUAAGGAUACAAGUGAACAUCACAAUAAGCAAUAAUUAUUGGAUAAGGUUUUGGUGAUAUCUGAAAUAAUCAAGGUCAAGGUAAGUGUUAUCAGCCAAGUAGAAGCUGCCUGAGGCUGAUUACUUUAAACUGAGACUGAUCAUUAUCUUGCAAGAACCCGAAUCUAUUGUGGUAAUAAAUUAUUGUUUUAUCAUACAGUGUUCUGAAGAAAAAAAAUGACAAACACACCAUUUCACGGAACAGAGUUUGAAAUUGCUCUUGCACAAGCUACAGAUUAGUCACUAAACUGCUAGCAGAUGACUAAACUUAUUUGUACAUGUAUGUUGCUGCGGUUUCAAAAAUUAACUGUAGAUGCUCAGCCAAUGAGAAGGCAGAUAGUAUUUUAUAAUAGUACAAUGUAUAAUACUAAUAAUCGGUGUGCAAGAAAAAAUUUUUACAAGAAAGAUUAAUAGUUACUGGUAAUUACUAUUUUAUUGAAAAUUUAUUUCACCAUUAGUUAAUUAAUCACUUGCCUUAGUAAUUCAUUUCAGAGAACUGACAUCCCUUACAACAAGAAACAAUGAGAAACAGCUGUUUUAGCAGUGUAGUUACAGUGUACAUGAAAGAAAAUGACAAAAACGUUUUUUCCUUUAGGUUAUUUUAUGAGCCAGUCACCACACCAUGCGGCCAUGUUUUUUGUCGUUGCUGCCUAAACUGCAAUCUUGAUCAUAGACCAACGUGCCCAAUCUGCAGAUACUCUUUAAGCAAGGUAAAGUUACAUCCUUCAAAUGCCAAGUACAACCUUGUCACUCAAAAUAUUUUGGUUCAAUCUUUCCUUUUUCCCAUAGUUAAUUCCUCUCUUUCUUAAUUUCAGUUCCUUGCUGAAAGAAACCAGGUAACUAUUUUCACUGUUAUUUUAAAAAAAAUAUAUCAAAAUUAAUGAUUAUUGCCUAUUAGCUAGGGAGCUUAAGCAACAACGACAGCAACGGCCACUAAAACGCAACUUAAAAAGUGAAUAAGCCCUGCUUCAAACUUUAUAAUGCUUAUUCCAUCUCACUGAAUUCUUUAAAUGUUAAUUGGCAAUCUUCUGCUAGAGUUGAAUUCUAAAAGACUGUAUCAAAGUUCAGGAGAAGAAAAGGAAAGUCAUUAUCUUGGGUUCACAUCCUCAACAAAACAUGAAAUUAGGUAUUUCACGUCAUAGUAGUACAAAAAAGUGCGAUACACGUGCAGAGUUACCAUUUUGCCAAUCAAAACCUAUUGCUUUUUUGCCCUUUUCAUUGACUUUGCCAACAUCAUUGCUUAUUAUAAGCUCCCUACUAAGGAGAAUAUUAGUAUGACACUAGCGAUAGCUCAAUUGUCUUCAGAACAUCACAGCAGCUGUGAGCAGGCUCAUUGAAUCUGCUUUGCCUGAGGAACAUGAAGAAAGAAAAAAACUACAUGAGGAAGAAAUGGAGAAGUUAGCAAGGUGUGGAUCGAACUAUUAAUAUCCAGAUAGACUAGGUUUUUAAGUUUUGUUAGUGGCUAAGAAAGCAGUCAAGUCAAGUCAAGUCAAUUUAAGUCAAGAAGAAGUCACAAAUACAAAACAAAAUAAAAAUGUACCAAGAAAAUUAAAGCAAAAUGGAACUUAAAAGCAAAAAAAUGAUGAUUUGACUAUUUCUUCAGUGAGUUUGUAGGAACAGAUUCUUGCAUAUAAACAUUUAUACUAAUAUAAUUGAAAAUCAACACAUUUGACUACAGCGUGCAAAGAAAGUAGUGUCCGAUAGCCCGGGGCUAGUGGAUUUUUCUAUUGGGCUAGUGAAUUCUGUUAUUAACUUGCCCGAUGGGCAAGUGAUGUUUUUUGAUGAAUUUGAAUAACAGAAGAACUGUGAAAUCAAUUCUGCUCAUCAAAAAGCUUUCGGGGCUGGUUAAAAUGACGUCUGGGCUAGUAAGUGCUAGCCUCAGCUUGCCCGAAUGACAAGCUGUAAAAAUGAUUUUCUUUGCACCCUGGGGUGCUUACCAUUUCACAGAAAAAUCCGGUUGGGGUGUCGAAAGCAUAAUGGUAAGCGAUUUACCAGUUUACCGUAGAAAUGCCACAUCCGUUACGGUUUGAAUCCAAAAAAAGGGCGAAUUUGUGUAGCGUGAGUCUGGAACCGAGAAAUUGGUUAAUGGUAAGCAGCAUUCCGUUUGGUUCGUAUCAACCGGAAUGAAAGGACUACCUCAAAAGGUACUCCUCAAUUUUCGGUUGGAAUUUCCGAAAAGUGACCUUACCAUUUGCCUUCCAUCCGGAAUUUCCGAAAUUUUCUGUCAAAUGGUAAGCACCCCUGGACUAUGAUUUUAUCUAAAAUUUGUGAAUGUCGUGCUAUUUCACCGAGCAUUUUUAAAUCACAACUGGCAACUUAUAAUAACUUUUAAAGUUUCAAUUAGCUAGGGUAGAUGCAAUUCUUUCUAUAAAAAAAAAUAAGGAACAGCUCUACAAUGUAUCUGUUAGUACCAAAUUUGUUCCUCCAAAUUUCAAUACAAAAAAGCUCAGAGAACUUUUCUCGCUGGGUCAUGUCUGGCGAUAAUAAUGUUAAAUUUAACAAGUAGUCAAGAGCACACAAAAUUCAUGCUUCAAGAGAUUUUGUAUGUUGACUCUUGACUCCUGUUACUUUCAGUGUGGCAAGGGACACCACAGAAGAUGUGCCCAUCUUUGUUUGUACUUUGGCCUUUCCAUCACAACCCUGUCCUCUGCACAUCUUUGAACCUCGUUACCGUCUUAUGGUCAGACAGUGUAUGGAGUCCGGAUCCAAGCAGUUUGGAAUGUGUGUGCAUGAUGAGGAUAAGGGGUGAGACCACGCCCUUGUGCAGGGCCAAAUACAGUUAAAGCUCCUCUUCUGACCCCUUCUGUAAGCGACCAGCUCUAGUUGGGACCACCUUUAUGAAACCCUGUUUGAACUGUUUUAAGCUCUCACAAAGCAACCACUCAGACCCAAUAAAACAGGAACUGACGUAGAUCAACUCAUUCUUACACUGAUAUUUAGAUGCGGAGUUAUUUUGGUCUAAAAAAUUGGACGUAAAUUUUAGCUGUGGCUAUAUCAGAUAAAACAUUAAAUUUAUUUUGUUGUUUCUUUCUGAAUUCUUAGUGAGUUUCUGAAACUCUUGUAAGUGACUACCCUCUAUUGUUUUACUGUGCGCUCGCUUUCAAGACCUCAUUCUCGUAUGUGACCAGCUUUAGUCACAACCACUUUUUCGAUUUCCGAGGUGGUCGCUUACAAGAGCUUCAACUGUAGUUCAUUUUAGGUAAGACUGACUGGAGUAGAAUAUUAUUCAGUUUUCAGUUUUUUAUUAUUCAUGCAAGAAAUUUUGAAUCGGGCGAGUGUGUAAAUGUAGUUUGAGACUGAUUUGAAGGUAUGAGCCAGACUUUAUGUGAUAUUUGCAGAGUGAUAGUCAUAAAUAAUGAAGAAAAUCCUGCUGAAAUUAUAAUUAAUUUUCCAGAUGUUACAAAAACUGAACCUAAUAAACCUGUCUUAGCAUCCUCUGUUUUAAGGGCAAUAAACAAGUUCACUCUCACAGGAAACAUUUUCUGCUAACAGACAAGUGAAAAAUAAGUCGAGCACACUGAUUUUCAGAAUUCAUUGUAAGAGAGUGGGAAAAAUGUUUAACUAUAUUAAACUAUUGUUAUAUUUACUUUUGAAACUAAAGUUUUGUUGCCUUUCAGUUUUGUAGAUUAUGGUGUCAUGUUAGAGAUUAAUGACCUGCAGUACCUUCCAGAUGGAAGAUCUUUUCUUGACUGUGUUGGUGGAAGGCGUUUUAAGGUGAUUACUAGUAUUAAAUUUGGUCAACACUGUGUGUAUAGUGGAUUAUUAGGAAAAAUAGCUGAUUGGAGCCAAACUGUUAUCGACAAGUCAGGUAACUCUCUCUUAACAGACACCUUUGCAAGAUAGGCAUCUCACCGACAUGGACACCUCAAGUUGGUUCCUGCCGUUCUUUACUCGUUUUAGUUGACCUUCAGUAUUAAGACAGACAACUCCUACACACUUCAGUAAAACAGACACCUAAAGUUAAUCCCUGCCUUUUUUUAUUUGUUUUCAUGGAAUCUCUGCAAAAUGGACACCUACAUUUAGAGUUGGCCCCUUUAUAUUCCCUUUCUUUAUUCCUUUUAGUCAGACAUCUCUGUAAGACGGACAUACUCAUUCAUCUUAGAAAGAGGUGUCUGUAUUUUGAGUAAAAAGUAAAUUGUUUUUUAUUCCUACUAGUGCUUUGACUGUCUUACUAAAACAGAAAUGUCUGAAGUGAAUGAUCUUAUCAUGAACAGUUUUUAAUGACUGCCUGACUGACAAAUCACCUGUACUUACUUGCAGGUCAUUGAGAGAGGAAUGCAGAAUGGCUACCACACUGCUAAAGUUGAGUGGAUCAAAGAUGAACCAAUUCCACCAGAAGAACUGGGUAAUAUGCUGUUUUCAUUGAUUUCAGAUAUCAUUGGCAACAACUACAUUCAUCGUAGAUAUUCAUUGGCAACAACUAUCAACAGUAAUAAUAAUUAUUAUAAUAAUACUGGAAUUUCAGUCGGAAGAGGAUAGGCUUGACCUGGUUUAACUAAAAGUUUACAGUCAUUUCCUAUGCCAGUAACUUUCCUCACUGGUUCUUUGUCAAGACAUUAAGAUUAACUUGGUGAAAUGUUGAAAAUUUAACCUGUUUACUAGAAUAUUUUUUCAGUGUGGAUUUAAAUAAUCAUUUCACAGUAAACAAACUGAAUGUUGUCUGUUUGUUUGUUUGUUUUUUGUUGUUUUUAGAUGAGAUCAAGGCCCUCCAUGAAAGAGUUUACAAUGAUGCAAAAAACUGGUUUGCAAAUUUACCACUUCUUUCACGGGUGAGUUUAGAGUUUGCACAAACUUACUGCAUGGCUUAUUUUAAUAUCUACAUUUGAAAUAAAAUUUUUCAGCAUUAGCAGCAUUAAGUUUUAAAGUUUUAAUUACCUGUACCUAGAUGUAGAUUACACAAUGGUAUAUGCAGUGCUGUGUAUUAAAAAUUUUCGUAAUUUAAUUUAUCUUUAUAAUUAUGUGUUGUUUUUUUAAUGAGGUGAUUAAGUUUCCGACAUGAUAUUAUAUGGGCUGCAAUUGAAUUUCAGCUUGCAUUGCUCAAUUUUUGCUUGCCUAGGACCGUUGCUACCUGAGUUUAUAAUUUAUUAGAGGGUUAUGUGAUUAUGAGGCAAGUGCAAGUACGCGAGUGAAGACCUAAGUGAAUAGUUACUUGCCUAACAGGAAAUGUACUUGUCCCUACAUGAGUGAAUGGCUUUUAGAAUCCUCAACAUUUACAAGGCAUAUUGUGUGAUCAGAAUUUUUUUGCUGUUGAUAAUUUCAGAGGCGAAUAACAAACAUGUUCUCAGAAAUGCCAAGCUGCGACACCGAGCUUGACAAUCUUCCACAAGGGCCUCAGUGGAUAUGGUGGCUUUUGUCCAUAUGUCCUUUACCAGAGCAUGUUCAAUUACAGUUCCUAGCUAUGGCUUGCCUGAAGACCCGUCUUGAGAAAUUACAAGAGCUGUUUGCCUCAUUCCAAAGAUACACUUAAAGGUUAUAGGCAGACAAGUUAAGAUUGUUUAGACCUGGAAUCAGUCAGAUAACACCAACUGUCAGAUGUACAGUGUAAUGGCUGACAACUCACAUUAAAAAAGAGUUUGACUUAGAGCAAAUAAUCAGUUUUGUGCAACUGGCCCUGUCUCCGAAACAAAUUAAUACUGCAGACAACUUUUGAAAGUAUACAAAUUUUACUAAAUAUGUAUGAUAACUUAUUUUUGUAGAUUAUGAUUUAUUGCUAUAGGCCUAUAGGCGAAUUUGCCACGAUGUGAUUAAAAAUAUUAUCACAACCCAGUUUUAAAGCAUACUGGAAGACCCAUAAGGGGGUCGAGGUAUAUUAUUGUAAUUAGACAAACUGAAUUCAUAAACUUGUUGAAUCCUACACCACCUGGUUAGUCAUUGAAUCAAUUAGAACAGGUUUAUUAUAUUUAAGCUAAGCUAUAAGCUGCCAAUUACUAACAAAUUAGGUUAGAAUUGCGCACUACCAGUAAUCUAAAUGGUUAGUGCUGUGUCGAUGUAAAAUGUCUCAAC